Erpetoichthys calabaricus (reedfish) is the source of this 2991-nucleotide messenger RNA. RefSeq names its product family with sequence similarity 43 member B (gene fam43b). The coding region runs from base 55 to 1008 and encodes 317 amino acids. The record is from RefSeq and is a predicted model, not a curated record. Lineage: Eukaryota; Metazoa; Chordata; Cladistia; Polypteriformes; Polypteridae. The transcript has a single exon.
UGCGCGACUUUAUAAGCUCGAGGAGCCGUUCUCUGAGCCAGACUGUCCGGCGAGAUGCUGCCUUGGAGAAGAAGUAAGUUCGUGCUCGUGGGCGAUGAGGACAAAGGGAAGCAGAAGAGCCUUGCUUCUGGCUUCUUGUACAACACCCUUAUCUCAUCUUUUGUUCGCUCAUGUCCGGAUUUGCUGCCAGACUACCCGCUAGAGCGACUGGGCAGUGUCUUUAGAAGCAAGCGGCACAAAGUGGAGAUCAAUAAGGAUGACCCAACCUACACUGUUCGCUAUCUGGGCAACGCCGUGACCCUGAUGGCUAAGGGUGAGGGCUGUACAGACGAGGCGGUUUGUAAGAUAUGGGUAAAAAGCGAGUACGGCGGCCAGAGCAGCAAGAUGAAACUGACCCUGGGUCCGCAAGGCAUCCGCAUGAGCCCGACAGACUCGAGCUCCAAGAAAGCCGGUCACUUCUACCUUUUGCACCGUAUCACGUAUUGCGCUGCCGAUCCACGCAGACCCAAAAUCUUCGCCUGGGUGUAUCGGCAUCAAGUCAAAAACAAGGCGGUGGUGUUACGUUGCCACGCCGUGCUGCUGUCCAGGGCGGACAAAGCUCGUGCCAUGGCGAACACUCUCUACCAGACAUCUACAGCGGCCUUCAACGAAUUUAAGCGACUGAAGAGGCAAAACGACUUCCGACGCAGGCAACAGCAACUCUUAGGAGAAGACAUCGUGCCAUUGGAGCCCCUCCGGAAACUUCUCAAAAGUCAGUGCUCUUACCGACCGCCGGCGGAGAGAAGCCGAGGGGCAGCUAGACUUAGCGCUAUAGCCGAGGAAGAGGAGGAGGACGAGGAAGAGAAGCGGGACGAAGCGACUCUCGUGCUGCGAGAGCUGGACAUCUGCCCCUGCUGUCGUAAGAAAGAAGGCGAGUUACACAAAAUAGUGUCCGAACUGAAGGAGUGCACCCUGAGCAGCAAUCUGAGCAGUGUAGAGAGGCACCACAGUGUGAGCAAACGGCGGUGAGGACAGUGAGACCGUAGACAAAGGGCUGCUAGGAUCUUCAAAACCAGGGGCAUAAUGCUGUCACUGAGCUGCUACAGACAGCAAGAGAUGGGACUUCGAGCUGUCAGUGACUGCAGGACAUGAUACACAGUGAAGCCCACUGAUAGCACGAUCUGAUACUCGGAGCUUCCAGUGAUACUUCAAUCAGGAUCAGAAUGCUGCCUAGGGUCUGUGGGACCCAAAGCACAGAGCUGCUGCUGAUUGAGAGAAGACACUUACAAUUAUCAGUCUUGAGACCCAGAGCUUCCACUUCCCUUGGGAAAAGAACAUGUUGCUAGGUUUAGCUGGACUAAAAAAAAAAUACCUGCUAACUUUGGAUGGACAUGGAAAAGAGAGGCAGCCUUGUGACAUAAAGCUUUGAGAGCAGAAUAUCUGGGAAGAAGAACAGAGCUGCUUGUGAUAGGUUGACUUUGGGUAAAGGGUUGUCAUCAAGUGUGAUUGUUGGAGAUAGAGCUGCAAAAGAGAUGAAGAGCUGCUGGUAUCAAUUGGGUAUGAAACACGUCAACUACUGCCAGCUGGGCACGUAACACAGAGCUGCUGUCACUUAGGUCUUAGCCGCAAGCAUCAUGUGUAAAGAAAUUAAAUUGUCCGUAACAUAAUAAAAAUUGUUUGGGAGGCAUCUGGAAAGCCUAAAGUGCAGUAUAAUCUCAGUCAGUACAAUUUUAUGAAAGGUGGGUUUAUUUUGGCUAUGGGAGUAAAUCAUGAAAUUGAAGGGAACAAAAAUGAAAAAGCGACUAAAAAAAUGGGUGAUAAGAGUUUUACAGUAUAUAUAUGAUAAUUGUCUCCAGGGACAAAAAAAAUGUAUUCUUUGGAGGGUACCUGGCGUAAUAGAGCUCCACCGGAGGUGGUGGUCAAACAAGUGCACAAAUGUUAAUGGAAAUAAUUUACAUUUGUAGCUAAUUACAUGUAAGUGGACCUGUAAAACGGAGAUCCUGUUCUCUCAAAGUGCACUUUUCAAAAUAAAAUCAUCUUUUCAUCUUGUCUAUGGAAAUUCAUAAUAGGCUCUUUACAAAAUAAUAUGCAGUUUUUGUAAAACCUAAUAGUGUAGGCAUUUAGUACAAGUGCUCUUGUGUUAUUCUGUGAGCAGUCACUACAUUUAUGAUAAAAGUCCCUCAGGUGGACCUACUUUUUGGAAAGCCAUAUCGCUGAUGCUGCUUCAUGUUAAUCAGCCUGUGGAGCGGUCAGAUGCGGAUUUCUUUGCAGUUAAAAGCCAAUUUUGUUGGAGGACAAAGCACAUUUGGAAGGUUUUGGUAUGCAAUCUGUCCAGCUGUGUAUAUUACACUAGUGAGUUUCUUGCACUGUAAAUGCAGCCUGCAUUUGCCAAAAAAUACAACAAAAUAAAUUGCUGCUGUUUGUUUUUGUAAAGUAGGACCUGUUUUUAAAAGUUCUAUUUUUAAAAUGAUUCUUAAACAGAGCACUCUGUUUAUGAGGUUGUUUGGCUUUCAGUGGUGGACACCAUUGAUGUAUGUCCUCUUUUAAUGAUGUUUCUGUUAUUGUACUUAUUUGUCUUGGACGCUGCAGUGACUGUUUUGGAGCUCUCCAUAGCUUCUCACUGCGGACUUGACCAUGGUGGCAACUCUCAGAUGUCAUGGGCCAGGUAUGUUUUAAAAUCCCAUCCCCUAAAUGCAAGUAAAGUAGGAGCCAUAAGGGUGAUGUACGCAGAGACCAUCACCCAGUCUAUGUUACUGGAGUGACAAAAAAGCAAGUUGGCCAGGCCUGAAUCAAGUCAGGGGGGCUUCAGAUCUGCUCUAAAAAUUAAAGAGCAAUUGUAUCUGCAUUUGAAAUGUUUAUUAAACAUAAUUAAAACAUUAACAUCAGAGUGUUCUUGUUUUUUGUCUGGUCUAGAAUCAUGCUUAUGUACUAACGUUUAUAUUAAAAAAGUAGGAAUGCAAUAGUCGUAGUGUUUCUGGGGUGUCAUUUGUUAAUUAGCAAGAACCAUUUAAU